Molecule: messenger RNA, 840 nt
Organism: Triticum turgidum subsp. durum (durum wheat)
Lineage: Eukaryota; Viridiplantae; Streptophyta; Magnoliopsida; Poales; Poaceae
Source: the annotation of a GenBank genome assembly
AUGGUUCCCAACUUCGGCCGUUCCAUCUCCUUCCCUCGGACCCGGGCGAUGUCCUUCUCAAAGUCGUCCCGCCACGUCCGCUCCGUCAGCCUCCCCGGCACCACCUCCUCACACCCGCUCCUCGCAAACCUCAACGCCGACAUCGCCGCCAUCCGUGCCUGGAUCCAGGACACAGCAGCAGCAGGCUCGUCCCUCCCGGCCGGCCUCGCCGCCAUACACGCGCUUCAUGCCGCGCUCGCCGACCUCCUCCUCCUCCCAGCGUCCCAGGCAUCGCUUCGGAGCACCACCAGCAACGCCGCAGGCAGCCUCCUAGACGUCUUCCUCAUCCUCGCCGACGCGCACCAAGGCUUCAAGGAGUGCCUUAUGUCGCUCAGGCACGCCGCCGCCGAGUCCCGCGCUGCGCUCCGCAGGGGCGAUGCCACAAGGCUCGCGUCUGCCGCCAGGUCCCAGCGCCGGGCCGAGAAGGACCUCGCUCGCCUGGCCGCAUCCGUCUUCGCCGUCUCCUCCAAGUGCACCCGCCUGAACCUCGUCGGCGAGGAUGCAGAGAUGGCCGGUGCGAUCAUGCAGGCAGUGGCUGCAAGCGCCGCGGCCUCUGCGGCCGUGUUCUCGGCUGCCGCGUCAAUGUCGUCCCCGGCGUCCUCUUGCAAGAAAAUGGCCAUGUUUGUUCCCGUGUUCGCCACCAGGAAGGCCGCCGCGCCGGAGACUGCAGAGGCGGCCAUGGAGAGACUGCAUGUGCUAGAGCGGUGCUUCGACGAGUGCGAUGGCGCCUGCAACAGGGUGUUCAGUAGCGUCGUGCAGACCAGGGUUUCACUUCUCAACGUCAUGACGCCCACGAUCUAG